AUGAGGUCAGCGCAAAGUUCACUCAGAACAGACAGCUUGAAACUCUGGUACUUAGGACGGAUAAGACUCUCGCUAUUACCGCUAUCGAAUAGAGCCUUGACUUGUAUUCCUUCAAUAUCAACAGUUCCUGAUGACUUUGAAAGAGAUGUUGGAGUCCCUACAGGUACUGUAGCGAGUGUGGGCGACCAGGCCGUCCCAGAAAAUUUACAUUUUUUGAAGACCUUUCUACUGGCCUCUCUUCUGACGCUUUGAGCAAAUUACAUGACGAGCUGGACACUUCGAACGGGGGUGGUUAUUGUUUCCACAGCAGAAGCAACUAGAGGCUUCAGACUCUACUGCAGCUAGGGUGUUGGGAUCUGGCUGGACCUGCUCUGCCACGAGGGCAGGGGUGGGAUGGACUGCCCGUUCACAGAUGGUGAAGGAACUGUAUACGAUUCAGAUCUGAGAGUUUCGAACAUGGUCUUCAAAUCUCUCCAAUAAUCUCUAGUGGAUGUACUCUCUUAGCGAUAUUGUGCAGCUGUGACACUUUGGAAAUUACAGUCCUUGCUGAGAGUUUCCAAAGAGAGAGCUUGAAGGUAUUCAUCAAGUGUUCAAAUGAGGCUGCUGGCACCGUGUGGCAAGAAUAUGACGGGUAAAAAUCUCUUUUCUCCGCUUCACAAAAAGAGCUUGUAAUAUUCCAACGCCUGCGUCAUAUUUUGAAAGAUCGCGGGGGACACGAAAUUCGCCAAUACCUCGACCUUGUCGAGACCCUCUCGUGGUACGACUGCCACAAUUUUUCUAAGGUUAAUCGUUUCCAAUGAAGUCAUUCUCUCGCUGUUCGAAUCAGUUUCCAGGCCUUCCGGCCGUAGAACUUUGUCCAUUGAGAUAGCUGAUUAUUAUUAUUAUUAUUUUUUUAUGCAAAGAAGACGAUUGCCCUUUAAACUUAAGGUUUUAAUCAGCUAAUCUCUUACUAACAAGCAUACAAGAAAACAUGGCGGCAACCUGCAACAAGCUAGGUCCUUUACAUACGGUCACCGAAAAGUCGCUGACUGAGAUUUCGGGCUCAGAAGCACAGGUACCCAAAAGUAAGAACGUCAGAUCGAACAGUCCAAGGUCCGUCCGAUUACGGAGUACAACAAUAAUAUACUACAAGAAAUACGUGAAUCGCAGGACCUUGCGAAGGACUUCGGGAGAACGGCAAGAAGAUGAAAGGGGAAUGAGACAAAUAAAGCAAAAGGGAAGGAAAAAACUUAAUCUACAAAAAGAACUAUAUAACUAAAAAGAAGACUAAACGUAAAGAAAAAGGAAGAAAAAAGCGAAAAAACUCAGGUUCUGCCUACAAUCGAACUCGGGACCUUCUGCACGCCAGGCCGUUUCGUUACCACAACGCCCCCCCAACAAAAAAUGCAGUUUAUUUGAGUGUCACUGUAUUUAGCACGAAAGUGAUAAUUGUGGACACUAUAUUUUACGUCUCCUAAUGGAGACGGGACCACCAUUUUACGUGAUCAUACGAGCCACGCGAAGGUCCAGUACCUUCAUUUCUCAGUUACUUUACGACCCUGAGUAUUGGUCCGACCCCGGGAAUCGAACCCGCGACCUCCCGUUCUGCAGUCAAGCGCUCUACCGACUGACACAUUGCGAAGAAAUUGAUAAUAUUUCAUUAAAAGCCUUUUAAGAUUCUUGUAUGCACUAUUAUGCUGAGACAACACCAUCUACUAUAACGCAGAAUAGCAUACCUACCACAGCGACAAGUUCAUCUGCAAAGAAGAACCUGAAUGUAUCAAGUAAAACAAACAAACAACCGUCUGUCCUCCGCCUUUCUGUCUCCUUUCAGUUCAUUCAUAUAUUUUUCUAUUUUUCUCUAAAUAGUUAGAGAGCUUGUUUUGUUUCUUUCUCUACAGAUCGUAACAAAAUUCAUACAGUACCAUCUACGUCUGUUGAUGAUAGAAGAUGUGGUAACGAAACUGAUUCAGUGUCAUGGGUAAUGGCAGUCUUUAUCGAAGGAGCAGUACUUGUUAUGGCAUUUGGAUUUACUGCAAUCUUAGUUAUAAAUUUACGGCGCGUAACUCAGAGCAGAGACGGAUCUAGAGGCAAGUUCGUGGGAUAAUUAAGGAAAAUCAUAAUUCAGUUAAAUUCAAUAUUUAUAUCAAGUUACAAUUAGAUAAUCAAAUAAGUGCUUUUGACAAUUUACAAAGAAAAGCAAGAAAGACAAAGAUAAGUUUGCAGUUUGGUUAUGAGAGAGAACUUUUAAAACUCACGGAAACUCAGAAUAACUGUAAAACUGACAUUAAUAGAAGCGCGUUCCUGUCAAAACUGAGAUAAAAAUGUGCCAAUACAGCUAAAGAACUGCGCAACAGUUACUAUCCUAUUCAUCGUUACUUAAAGAGAACGUAUCAUCAAGUUUAGCACGUUGUUUAUAAUUAUUUCUGUUUGCUACUUUUAUGUAGAUGCAAGAGGUGAAGGUUCUGAAAGGUAGGCAAGGGACUGCCCAAUGCACGCAUUGCACUAUCUUCAUUUUUAUUGCGAUGUCAUUGUUAAGAAAGAUUUUUACUUGCCUGUAUAGUUCCACCGAACUCUGUACAGAAAAUUAAUUAUCAAAGAAUUCAUGCUACAAAAUGCUGCAUUUUUAUCCAGGAUUCAGCUUGAAAAUCAGAGCAGCUCUUUGAAUCCAGCACAGAGUGCAGAGGCCAUACAACUCAGUGGGAUGUCAGAUGAAAACGGAGAUAUAAGACUCGUCCUCGACUCAACACAACAUCCUCGCAGGACGGAUUGUGAAUACAAUACCAUGUUGAACCAGUGCACACAAUGGUAAGUCCAACAUCUUAUGUGAAGGAUUUACAACUUAGAGGGUGUUGACAUUUGAUGCCCUACAACCAGUGCCUGGGUAUUGGCACACCUUGAGUACCACACCUUAAGUACCCGAUAUAUAACUUUGCGCAAUUUUAGUCCAUUUCGCCCUGUUAGAUGCCAUUUUGAAACUUGAGCUUAGAGUAAAAACAGUGGAUUUAUUUACCCUGGAGCCAUCAAAAACGACGACGAGCAUACAGGGACCUGGUGCCCAAUUAAUUAGUGCCAGAGUACAGUAUGCACUCGGGAACCAGCACCGUGCAUGAAUUUGGCCUUGCUACUUGAAAGAAAAAAAGGUUCACAUUUAUCCUCAUGGCGAGUACUGACUCCGGCACCAAUUGUGAACGCUGCCUUAAAUAACAGUGAUUAUAAGAAGAAGAAGACGCUUCUAAGUUUACUUAUCAUAAUAUCUUUUCUCAGUUACACUAUAUACUCUUCAAUCAUUUAAUAGUUAUAGCAUUUAACCCUAUACAGACGAGCUUUGAGCUCUGGUCUGAAUUGGAGUCAGUGAAUACCGGAGUGUCUCCCUCUCUGGCGUCUGACGGCAUGAUUAUUAAUCCGGUAAUUAUUUCUUCAUUUAGUUUCCUUUUUUAACAAAUUCUUUCCACCAUUUAUUCCAGACACAAAGUGAAAGAGUCUACUCAUCCCUUACAGCUUGUGAAUCAGUAAAUUAAGUAACCGCAGUAGACCCUGCAAUAAAUCACCGAUAAAUGUCAGUCAAGGAUUUCCUCCUGGUUUUCACGACAACUGAUGUUUUGAUUUUAACCCUAUUGGAAUAAAUAUUAAAUAAAUAACUGUUGUUGAGCUUUAAUUUUACUAAUUUUGUUUACGUUUCAACAAGAAAUGAAUUUAUUGUAUGCAAUUUAUACCGUGCAAUUUGGAAGAAUUACCUAUGUUUUUAAUAAAUGAGAAUUUAAGAACAUUACAUUGAGAACAUCGUAAUUCAGGCUGAGAGUCACUUAAGGACGGGUAUCUAUCUCUCUUCUGUACAGUCCACUUUGGGCGACUGCAAGGAAAGGAAGAAAGAACUAAAGAAGUGCGCACUGAGUUAAUAAUGGAAAGACGCACUUUUUCCCUAGCCAUUUUCUGCGCUUCAUGGAGUGUGUAUGACUUGAAUUUCUAAUUCUGCGAAAAGCAAGUACCAACAGAUAGGCCUUUCCCGAUUGUGCUUGUAAAAUGCUAGAAAGUUGCUCGCUGGAAUGCAAAAAAGUUGCUACCUAAAUUUCAAAAGUUGUCACCUAAAUUUUUUGAUCAUAUUUUUAUUUAAACGUUAAUUAAAAGCUUUAUUUUUCGUUCUUCGCAAUAAUUACUAACAUCGGUCAAGAAAAAAAAAUAAUUAAAAAAUGAAGUUAUCUAUGAAAUCGUUGACGUCUUCGUCCUUAAUAUGUGCUCUAAACCUAUAUUUUGCUCAAAAGUUCCUCAGAAAGGCAAAAUUUGCUCGAGGUUAAUUGCUAGAACCCCAAAAAGUAGCCUGCGUAGCAAGCGUUUCCGUGCGGUUUAGGAGCAAAGAACGAGGAACGAGAGUCAAAGACCGCGCGAAAAAUGGCGUAAGUGAAAGAGCGGGGAGGGGGUGGGGAAGAAAGGAAGGAAACGCUUGCAGACAAACCCAGGGAUUUUGAAAACCGCCCACUAGGCUUGUCACGCCUGAGUUCUCGCACCGACGUUUGAUGCUGUCAUUAGCUGUCAUAAUUGACCAAUAGAAUGUUUGGCUUUCAGUGGAGCGGAAAUGAAAUUCAGAAGACGCGUAUGUGAACCCAAAGUGUAUUUUUUUGUAUUUUGUAACACGUGGACGGCGUUUAUGUUGAAUAUCAAUGAAUCCGAACGAUCAAUACAGGCUUUGGACAUUUGUUUUUUUAAUCCGUCUAACAUGCAUAACAGUCUGUAAAUCACCAUCUGAGAGAAUUCAACAUUCCUCAAAAAAACACUAACGAGCUGGGCCCAGCAUGACACAUUACAAGAAACCAUCGCAUUCGCGGACAAAAGAAAAUCGCUUUUAAUUGUGGAGGCAUUAUGGAGAAUAAAUCAAACGACCUGAAACCCUGAUUUAGUCGCAAGGAGAACCUUAAGUUUCAAAAGAGGUCAAAGAAAAUGCUCUUGCAUUGGAGGGCAAAUCUUGCCGACCAGAAUAACCAACAACCACUGAAAAUUAAUGUACGUGUCACGUACCAUACCGUCCUCUCAGUAUGAAACAAACCUUUGAUCGACACAUGUCAACAUUGUUCGACUAGCCGAGCCAAUCAGGCGCUGCGUUCGCUGGCGAACGCAGGUUUUCAAAAUCGAGGGGUUUGUCUGCAAGCGUUUCCUUCCUUCCCCUCCCCCUCCCCCCACUUUCAUUUUUUGGCUCUUGUUUCAUUUCUCGCGCGGCCAAAACCGAGAAUCCCGUUCCUCGGUCUUUCUUUGCUCCGAAACCAAACGGAAACGCUUGCUACGCAGGCUACCCAAAAAGUUGCUCAAAAGUUGCCGGGGAUGGCCUACCAACAGAUUAACCCUCUUUGUGUAUAUCACACUUUGUAUCGCAAGGUAUUGAAGUAUUUCCUUUAGCUCUUUCGCGCCAAGUGUGUUCCAUAAAUUAUUGGCUAAGAUCCAUCUGUCAACGAAGGUACUUGCAAGGCUUGCUUCGUUGUGUCAUUCAUUAUGUUAAUACUGACAAUAUAGCUAAUAGAAAACCUGAUACUACCAUAACUACCCACAGAGAUGCAAUUGUCACCUAAACGUUACUAUAGGAAUCAUGGCUUCUGUUCUUGUGUGCUUGUCUGCCUUGUUUUUCUUGUUGCCUCAGUGCAGUUUGUCAUCGUUGGUAAUAGCGCUUCUAACAAACGUCACAAGACUUACUUCAGCACCAUAUUAUAGGAAGAGCAAAUUCACAACAGUUUCCUUUUUUCUUUUUUAGAAUCAACGUCCUGGUUUGCUCAAGUUAAGAUUAUACUGAGCUCAAAAUAACUUUUUGGUUUUACUGGAUUGUGGAUAAUUCUUCAUGGUUUCAGCGCCGAAAUUGAACCCAAGUUUAGCGCAAAAUUUUAAAAUAAGCUAUACGUAACAUUUCAGGUCUGAAUAAACAACGUCAAUGUUUAAGAAGAGAUGUAAGUGCAAGAGCUGAGGCACUGCCUUAAAAUACUGAGACCGACACCUUGGUAGGGCUAUUUUACUUUCGAUGUGUUUCAGUUGACUCAUGGCGAACGAGCGUUUGUCCUCAAUCUCGGGCUUUAUCCUUACAGUCAGCUGUACAGUCCUGUGUCUACAAGUGCCGGGCUGUACUGGCAUCAUAAGUAAGAGAACCUUUUUUGUUCUUAUUUUAUCAUUUGUUUUUCAAAAUAUUCACGUAGUUUCAGUUUUACUGGACGUAAGACACGUGUGAUUUAAUCGCCAUAGCUCUCACUGGUGGUAAUUACAUUUCAUCUACUAAAACAAUUCUGCCGCAAUACAUGUCUUUGGUUAUCGAUAUCUGGCGCCAAGACUAUCGAGUCUACAAAAUUCAAAUAAUUUCAAAAUUUAGCUCCUCACUCAUAACACACAUUAUUGUUUGUUUCUCCCACGAAAACUUCUGUUACUCUGAAGUGCCGUGGUUAUUUAAACCUACAUGCACAGUCAUAUCAGGUCAAAGCAGCUCUUAGUUCGGUUAUAGUGACGCAGGAGUAUAUAAUUUGGGACAAACAACCGAGUUCUUCUUCUUCUGGAGGUGAAUCAGUGAAUGUUUUAGUAUAUACUAAUUUGUUUUUCUCUCAAGGCCACACGCUCUUUUACGGCUGUUCCCGGUACACAUUUUCUGCAUCUCAGGAAGAGAGGUUUUGGGUUGAUUUUAGUAUGAGCAGAGUCCAUUGCAAAGAUAAUGGAAGUGACCUUGUUUCUAUUGAAAGUAACGAGGAGUGGAGCUUUCUGAACGACACUAUAAACAAAUUUCAACAGAGUGAUGGAACUGAAUACUUCAUUGGUUUAACCAAAGACAAAGACGGACGCUGGAGGUGGAUCAGUAAUAACAGCACAGUGAAUGAAUCCUAUUGGGCAAAAGGCCAACCCCUCAAAAAUAACAGUAAUAUAAGGUGUGCCGUAAUGUACAAGGAUUUUAACAAGAACUAUGGUUUGUUUGAUGAUUUGCCUUGUACACAGCAAAAGCAUGGGUUUAUAUGUGAAAGUGAGUAUCAUGUCAUGUGUUGAAUAUAAUUGCUAAGAAACUAAGGUAUGGCUCAGAAAGAAUAGGGUUUUCGGUAGCAUUUGGAAGUACCGCUGGCGUGAACGUUGAGUGCCGGAGGCACGAACUCCUAAGGGGGGCCAGGGGCAUGCCCCCCCGCCCGGGAAAUUUGUAAAACUGGUCUCUCUCUCUCUCUCUCUGCAAUUUCCUGCGUUCCCUGUACCGGAAUUGGGUAACCGGAAUUAUGACUCUUUUUUUCGACUGUAUGCAUUACAUAACUAAGUGAGUAAAAGAAGGGUCAAGUCUUUUUUUGGUUAAUAAAUGGAAAAAACGAUUUUCACACUUAAAAAAAUAAUUGUUUCGUGUGUGAACUAGCGGACGUUACAUGUCAAACAACCGGACGUUGCGUCCAGCGUGCGGCCUGAAACGAAACCCCUGGAAAGAAUAUUCUGUGUCUUCAGCAGUGUUGUUAUACAGUUGGUGCAUUUCCUAUACCAUUUCUACUCAUUUUUAUUCUGAAUAAAUAAAUCAUUCUAUAAAUUCCGUUGUGUGAGGUAACAAUUAAAAACUUUCUACGUCGUAAUAUAUAAAUUAUAAAAUUUCAGGUCAUUCUUCAUUGCUCACAACGUCAAGGCGGGUACUUGCAAAGCCAACGAGUGAGCCAGCAACGCCAAAGGAAAGCGACAAACCAUUAUCUGCUACAGGGCCACAUUCUAUAUCCUUUGAACGGAGUCCAUCGACAAAGGACGGUUCAAAGGCAAUCAUUGCUACGACAAGUACGUGCAAUUUACUUUAACAUGUCUUCAUGUUUACCAUGAAGUACUAGUCAACAAAUGAAGUCCUACUAUCGAGGACAUUAUUUUAUGUGACUUUCUGGAUCGACAAUCAUGCAGGUGCACGAAAUUUCAGUAGACUUUUAAAGGGUGAAGUCAGUCAGUCAGUUUCCUCCAAGAAUUACGGGCAUUGUUGAGGUUCUGAGGAUCCGUGCUUCUGCUUCCAGGCUGCAUACUCAGCACUCGUUAAGAGUAGCGGUUGCCACUGAGGAGUGGAUAAAUCCUUUGCUUUUAUAUAGCACAUCUUAUGUCAUCCAGCUACCAUAAAGAUGCCAUUACACAAACGUGCUAGUUUUUUCCUGUCAUACUCUAGCAGUAAAAGUAACGGCCUUAUCAUCUCACAAGCAGUUCAGCGUUGAAGAGUCCAGUACAGAACCCGUCCCGAACACAUCCAGAAACACAAACGCCAGUAUUACCUAUACAAAACCAAAACGUAGGUGUAUCUAUAGAUUCUUUGGCCUGCUCAGGCAAUGUGGGGGCAAUGUACAGCCUUAAUAUCAUUGAAACAAAUUAAUUAAUGUUUUUGGGAUAAUUACUUUAAAAAAAACGCUGGAAACCUACAAGCUCGGUCAAGUUAAUAACGGCCUUUGUUUUGUAACCUGCAAAAGGGAAACAUAAUUUAGAAGAAAUUCUUGUUCAGUUUAGCCUAACUAAUCUGAUGGAUGGGGUGAUUCACGGGUUUUUAGCUCAAAGAAUUUCCACUUUUCGUUGUCUUUUGCAGCGGCAGUUCCUGAGGGAGUCAUCAACGAAUCUCCUGAUAUCACUGUAAUCAUCUUAAUUCUUCUAGCUGUUAUCAUACUGGCUCUUUUGAUUGUAUUUUUCAUCAUUUUUUCUCAGCGACGUCGCAGAAACAAAGCGAAAGGUACUCUUUGUUAUUCUAUUCAGUAACACUUUGUUUUUCAUUCUGAAAAGACUGUAAUGUCACCACAACCAUGCGAACUAUGCUUGUUCCAAAAAAAUAGGAUUUUAAGAUUAAAGAAAUAUUGUUUCUUUUAAAAGAAGCUGCAUGUCCCGUAGCCAUGGUGCUACGCCUAUGGUAGAAGGAACACAAGACAGUGGGAUUGAGUUCAUAAGAAAAGUAAAUUGACACGGCUUUUUUAAAACUUGUUUUGGUCAAUCUACUUUUUACGACUCUGUAAAUCAUAAAAAAAAAAACAUAUCCAAUAUGGCAAAAAUGCCAGUUUUUAACUUCUCCUUUCUAAAUUUAGGAGUAUACUGCAUAUACUUACAUCAUAAACACAGUCGUUGUUGUUCCUUUUUUAACGAUAUCGUCUUCUUUUACACUUCUUUAAGUUUCGUCUCAGUCAGGAAAACAACCCCGUGACCGAAAACAUUACCUGCAUAGCUCCACCGAACUUACAGUUCAUGUUAGCAUGUCACAAGCACAGGAAGAACGUAUUACUAUUAAUACUGUUAGAGAAAACAACGAAGAGUACGCCUAUGCAGUUGUAGAUGAGAGUAAGCCAAAAUCCAAGUGUGACCAGGAAGGUCCAUCCAGCUCUGAAGGAGGAGUGCAAUCACCCCCAAAUGAUGAUCACACCGCAGCAGACCAACUAGCAUUGAAGAAAAAUACGGAGAGGUGUGAUAAAGACAACGAUCAAAAGGACAAAGGGCACCAUGUUUACGCCAACGUGCUUGUUAAAGAAAGUAAAGCAGUCAUGUUUCGUAAAAACACCGCUUCUCGGGAUGCGAGCCUGGACGUUUCCUGCACAGAAGACAACUCGGCUGUGGGUGGGGAUCCUGUGGAGCAUUUGAAUCGUUCAUCUUUGAAACAAGGAAAGGAAAUAAACAGCAACGAGGCCGCCAGUGAACAGGAUACAAAUAGCGAAACUGAGUGCAACGAUCACUUUUAUGCAGUUGUUGACAAAUCAAAAAAGAAACAAAUGGCCCCUAAGGUAGGUACUUUUAAACCACUUAGUUCCUAGUGAUCGCUUAACUAAUAUCUUUGAAUGAUCAUAUGUUCAACAUUACCUUUUUUUACAGAUGCUAAGGGAAUUUCACACUCUUUAUUAUAUACAAUACAAUAUACAAUACAAUCAAUAUAUUUGUGUUAUAACGGGGGGUAGGGUUGCCCCAAGUACCCCAGCCGGAGGCGCAUGUAUAAAACGCAUGACAAAACUAGUAAUAAAUAAUACCCGGUGAUACAAUACUGAUGAAAAUUAUAAUAAUUAAACAGGUGACAAGUGUAUAAAACAAUGAUAAAAAUUAAUGUAUGCGGGAAUGCAUAUGUAAGAGGUACACAAGGAACACCCUUCCCCAUCGUGCUUACUAAAAACUAUGGAUAUCACACUCAGUGGAAGAAUAAAUCGAUUUUGAAUAUAAGAUAAGCUAAAAACCCUAACACAUACGAUACUUACAUUUGCAACUGGCUGUUAGGGCUUUAAAAGCAUAAUAGUUUGCGGAUUCAAGUUUCUUGUUCCGAGUUUUGUUAAUUGCUAAUAGUAGAGGACUGCAAUAUUCAAGGUAUGGAAGUGUAUAAGCCUUGUACGACAUAAUUAAGUGAGAUGUCAACAGGCACCAGCUUUCUUAGUCGUCUCAGGGCUCCAGUCUUAGCAUAGACUUUCUUUAAAACAGCUGAUAGGUUGUCUUUAAAGACCGAACAGUUUAUCGUCGAUAUGAACACCAAGAAUCUUCAGGAGACCAUUUGAUUUCGAUAACAGAAUCGCCAAUAUGAGGAACAGUUACUUGAGAACGCUUGGGUUUUCUUACCAUGGACUAACAAGUAAUUUGAGGCAAACCAGGAUGUCUGUGAAAGAUUCUUAAGAUCUUGAUUAAGAGAUAGUUCCAAAGCUUAAAUGUUGUUAUCGGAUGCAUCAACGUCGUAGUGUUAUCGGCGUAGAGCCUCAGGGUUCAGAUCGUUGAUGAAUAUGUUAGACAAGAGUGGCCCCAGGAGGCUGCUUUGAGGUACACCACAGAAAAACGGGUAACCAAUUAAAACUCUGUUAACCUUAACUCUUCGCUUUUGACCAGUAAAGUAGGAAUGUAACAAAUUAAUUGCCUGCUCAGCAGAUCACCAAAGACCACCAAUUUUUUUGAACGAACUUUCAGUUUUAUCUUCAUUUUUCGUUUGCCACUGAAGAAGGUUUGUUAUCAAAUAUUGGGCAAAUUUGUUUCAAUAUAUAUUUUUCGUUUUAUUCUUUUGUUUACUUCUUCAUCGCCUUGCCGUAAGGAUCAGUUUGCCGUGUCAUACUUUUCUAUAAGUUGUUAUUGUACUGAUCCAGGUCUACAACUGAGAGAUCCGGCACCACUAACUGGAUGAAAAAACAGAUUUGAAAUGAGAUAAAUGUGGGACAAAUGUGGUCUAAAUAUAAAAUUUGUCAUAUUUGUUCACAUUUGUGCAAAGCACAAAUUAGACAUUUGUCUUUAAGACAAAUAGGAUAAUGAUGCAUUUGCUAUCUAAGACAAAUGUGAACAAAUACUGUGUAAAUGUAGGACAAAUAUAACAUUUGCUUUGUGACAAAUGCAGAUAAAUGAGCCAGACUGCAAACAAAUGUGUUCAAAUGUGUUCAAACUUUGUCAAAUAACAUAUUUGUAUGGACAAAUAUAGAGCAAAUUUUAUAUUGUAAAGUGAGUGUGCCAGGCCAGUACAUACGUACUACCCUUCUCUCUUUUCUUCCCUGGCAUCUACCCCUUUAUUGCUUCUUGCAAUUUGCACUUAACACAAGCUUUCAACCUUUCUUUAAAGUGGACUAAUGCUGCAGAAGUUCAUUCAACUCAACUAGGACAGGUUGAAAGACCAUCAGUUCGAUCCCUUUCCCCCUCAUUUAUCACAACCCUUGCCUGAAACCCUGAUAUAACGAAGACACUGUUAAAACAGUAACCAUCUUCAUUGCACUUUGUUCCUUGAAACUUCUUAAAUAUCAGAGUUCCACUGUAAAGGGUGCAAGGUGAUUACAGUAUUUAAAGAAAAAUGACUCAAGAAUUUUAACUGACAAUUCUCAUUUAUUUCACAAAGCUUGUCCUGAUCUUACAAUUAACUGUAAAACAAAACUAAAACAUUAAGUUUAACAAGUGUCAGUUCAUUUCAGGAUGACCAAGUCAAAAGACUUUAUUAGGUAGACAAAUAAACAGAAAGUGACCAAGUUGGGAUUGCAAAAAUCACUUUUUUUCCAAAGUGACCGAAAUGGGGUCUAUAAUAUGGCCACAGAGUAGACUAUCGGUAUACAGUAAUGGGAUAGGGAUACUGAGAGGCCAGCAGCACAUACCCAGUAAAAAUUAACAUUAAAUAAAACUUUCCCUUCAGGUACCAUUGGUACAACAUCCAACAAAGUGUAUCUUUAGUUAUUUACCACAGGAAAGAUAACAAUCUUCAUUGCACUUAGUUCCACUGUUAUUAGAGUAUGUAAUUUUAAAUAAUAGCUAUUAAAAACACCUCUGUUAAGUGGACACCUUGAGAUGGUCCCUGUUUCUCUUUAUAACUCACUCUAUUUGGAUCUCUAUAAGACGGAUAUACUGAAUCAGUAGUGCUGGUCCCAAAGGUGUCCAUCUUAAAGAGAGUUGACUGUCCAGACAAAAUAUUCUUAUUUCUUAUAUUAAAAAUAUAUCUAAAUGCACUUUAGGAAAUACCACUAACAAAACGCAAAUGCCUCACAAUUGCCAAGGUUUGUUUGGUGGGCUAUUGAUACUUGCCAAAGGUAACAAAACUAAUGAAAUAGCUGACUUCUGGAGUGACUGCUAGAGGGUUUAAUGUACAUUUGUCAUUAAUCAAUAAUGCUACAAAGACUUGACUAAAAUUUGGUAAACAGCAAAAAUUUCACAUAUCAUAAUAUAUUUUUGUACACGCAUCUUAUUGAUAGCUUGAGAAUUUGCAAAGUAAUCAAAGACUAUACCAUUUGCACUCUUCAAUGUUUGCCACCGUUAACCAAAUAAUCCAAGUUACGUUUAUAUAAGCUCUUAGAAAAUCCAUAACAUGUACUGUUAUUAAAAUCUAUAAACAAAUAAUGGACUUUGGACAUUUAAGCCAACAGUUAAACCUUGAUUAUCUGGACCUCAAUUAACCAACUUUUUGAUUAUCACAACUUUUCCUCUGGUCAAAGAUUUCUUAAAUGAAUAUUACAAAUAAACGAGAAGGUAAACCUAAGCCUGAUUUUCUUUUGGCUUCAGAACUUCGAAAGAGUCAUUGAAAAGUUUUCUUUUGUCUUUGAAAAGCAAAGUUGGUACUUUUAUGUGAUGUCAGCCUGCAAGGAAAGUCGUGUCCGAUAGCCCGGGGCUAGUGGAUUUUGCUAUCGGGCUAGUGAUUUUUGUUCUUAACUUGCCUGAUGGGCAAGUGCUGUUUUUUGGAGAAAUUCAAAUUACCGAAGGAUUGUAAUCAAUCCUGCUAUUCAAAAAGGGUUUGGGGGCUAGUUGAAAUGACUUGUGGGCUAGUACGGGGUAGCUGCAGCUUGCCAGAAUGGCAGGCUGUAAAACUGACUUUCUUUGCACCCUGGAUGUAUAUGAUAAAUUAAGCUACCGGUACCCUAUUAAGACAAAAAUUGCCACAGUUGAUUAUCUUCUGUGGAAGGAAGCCUCAUACUACUAAUAACAUAUUAUACUUUUCUAUUAUCUCCACUCUCUUUCUCAUUAAAUUCAUAUGAAUUCAUAUAAACAAGGUCAGGCCAGGUUGUGUAAUGCUGGUUUAUGCAAACUUUGAGUUGAGAUAGGAAAGCUUAUAAACAAAUUCACUUUAAAAGUUCUUUUUGUCUGCAAUUUGAUGAUUGGAUGCUCUAAAAAAGAAGAGGACAUUAAGUGUGAAAAUGUUUUUGAACGAAUGAAAAAGGAAACCAAAUUAUUUAAAAAUUUAUCCCCGUGUGGGUUCUAAUAAGCCUUAGAACAACUGGGCCUAGGCCUUGACUUAGUCUGCUACACAGCCGUUUUUAGUGUCGUCACGCAACGCUUCUUCCCACUAACGGCUGCUGAAAACAGAACUACAUUCCUUUCCCUUUGUGUUUGUGGACUAACGAACAAACCAAUCAUGUACAAGAAAUUUGACAAUACGUGAGCCGCAGGGCGCUAGGAAGCGAGCACGCUUCUCAGUUUUCGACAAAUCAAUCAAUCGUCGCCAAAUUUAGACGGGCUCUGUCAUGCUCUGUGUUUUCAAGCAACGAAAAGGUUAAUUUGCAAAAAAGUUUGUUUUAAGCGGUCAAGAAAGUUCCAAGUGAAAAGAAGGUUUGAUAGGCCUAGAAAACUUUUACCAGGAUCGGUUGGUUCUUCAUGUAACGUAACGUACCGGAUGUGCUCAUUGUGUUCUGUGAAGACUAAACACUCAAAGUCAAAAAGCAAUCUUAUAAAUUAUCGAGGAGCGAUUUCCCAAAACUAAACCUGGCAACUUUAUGAGCACAUCCAUGUUGUGAAUUGCAAUUUGCUCGACUUGCUUGCUGUUGCUGCUUAUCUCCUAAAUUUUGAAUAGGACUCCACUACGAUAACACUGUAGUUAAUUGCUUGUUUUCACGCGACGAUUUUGAUUAUUCUGUCAUUCACACAUGGGGCAACGAUAAAAGCAAAGCUGUGAUUGGAGGAGUCACAGUACCGCAAAGGUGGCGCGAACACUUUCCAGAAAAUGGGAGCUGAAUUAUAAUUGGCUAAUCACGGGAAAGGAAUGUAGUUCGGUUUUCGACAGCCGUUAGUGGGGAGGAGCGUUGCGUGACGACACUAAAAACGGCUGUGUAGCAGACUAGCCUUGACUGAGAAGUGGCCUGAAUGUGGCUCAUGAUGGACCAUCAGGUGCUGGCCUCUCGGAUAUCCCACCCUCAAACCUGGGCUUUGCCAUAGCUCUGGCAUGAGGGAUAAGAUUCUUAAGGUAAACAACACCUGAGGCUGUGCUUUCCAGGUCACCCGUGGCAACUGACUUUUAAUCCUGAGUGUCUAAGGCCCAGUUCAAACGUCAAAAUUCACAUGCGCAGAACUUUAUUCCUAAUUGACUCUACUUAAAUACCGUAUUUAUUCGAUUAACCGCCCUGGGCGCUUAUUAAAUUUUUGGACCUUGCUUGUGGGCGCUUAAUCGAGGUGGGCGCUUAUUCGAGGUUGGGCGCUUAUUAAAUUUUCGCCAUUCUCAGCAAGUGUAGUAUGUUUAUUUUGCUACAAAAUAAUAAAUGGUAAUAACAAAAAGCGAAGAAGUAACAAGGCAAGGUUACAGCCCAAUCUGUAAAAUACUCUGAAGAAAACUCCGUCUUCGGGAGGGUCUCUUAUUAUGUCUUAUUUAAGUUUGUGUGGGAGGGAGUGGGGUGGGGUGGGCGCUUAUUUGAGGCUGUGCGCUUAUUAACUUUUUCUGCCUUUGGGAUGGGCGCUUAUUCGAGGUGGGCGCUAAUUCGAGGUUGGGCGCUUAUUCGAAUAAAUACGAUAGUUAAAUGCGGCAUUUGAUUUAAACGUCAAAUUUAACUCCCUAAACUCUGCUGAAUUUAACUCUGUUAAAAGUCAAUAUUCCCAGUAAUAUAAUCAUAAUUUACCAAAAUUCAUGCAUUAAGUUGGCACAUGUGAACUGCAACGUUUGAAUCAAAAGUUGAACCUUAGUCAAAUCUUCAACUGUUUCAGUCGCAGAUACGGCAAACAUCGCAUUUAAUUUAAACAGUCUUAUUUAAUUGAUUCAAACGUUGCACUUCACAUGCAUCUAACUCUUGCGUUAAGUUUGGCUCAAGUGAAAUUCGACAUUUGAACCCAGCCUAAAAGAAAGUUUUUCAUAGGAACCAUAUCUUGAGCAGUGUGGAUUUCACAGUUUCAUAGCAAUGGAUUCAGACCCUUCAAAUUUUCUUUGAGCACAGCCAUUUGGCUAGAAAAACAUUUUAACACUCAUGAGGUAAAAAAAUAAAACAUAAAUUUGUGAACAUACUCCUCUUCCACUUUAGAGCCACUUGUCAUGUUUUUUGUCAACCAUCUUUCUGCAUGUUGGAAACAAAACAAAAAUUAUAGUUGUAAAUUUACCAAAUAAAGUGCUAUGUUAAAUAAGCUUAAACUUAAGCUUUGAGACAGAAGCAUAUAACCCUGAUAAGGACUUCUGCUUUGAGAUAACCAUAAUCAUCCAUAAUAUACAUGUAUUUGGUUGCUUCCAACAGCAACUUUCUCCAGGCCAUCGAUCUCGUUUUGUUUAAAGAAGAAAUAAAUAUGCCCCACUUCAAAGACUAACAAUAGCUGUGGUCACACUACAGACUUUUACCUAGGUAAAACCGAUUUACCUAGGGCAAAUUCAUCAAAAAUCUGCCUAGGUAAAUUCAUCUCGGGUUUUGUUUUACCUGGGUAAAAAUUCUGGGAAGGUCACACUACUGAUAUCGGCUCCCAAAAUUGUCACGUCAGUUGAAUUUUUUGGAACGUAAAUUCAAGAAGGCAAAAUGCGCAGGGAUCUAGCUGAUCAAAGAGACGUUUUUUUCUUUUAUCUCGCUGUUAUUUCUGUUAUUUCUAUAGAGGCGAACAAAAAACACAUAAAAAACCUCUCAAACAAAGAACUUACAAAUGACCAGAUUAAUUUACUGGCAAAAGGGCUUAAAUUCAUUCCAACACCCGUUACAAAACGAGAGAUACUAAUGACCGAGUUACGAGUUGAGUUGAGUUUGAGUUGAGUUUGAGUUGAGUUUGAGUUAAGUCUGAGUUAAGUUUGAGUUACCGUUGCUUUCAUUUUUGUUAACUUAAAAGUGGUUAAUGGAAGAUCCAGAUCGUUUUUACACAAAAUUGACCGACUGUUCGUUUUUUCACGAAUGAAAAAGUGUUUAAUAAUUUUACAUUCCCAAACGUGAAGCGUUGAAUUGUCCUCAUUUUGUUGGCCUUGACGGUCAAGAUGACCGGUCACAUUCGAUGAUAUUGAAAUGAACUAAAGUUUUCUAUGCUGUUGUUUACUACCAGUAUACACCUGGCUAUAUUGGGAACUUUGAUCUAAAAAAAUGAAGUAGAAGUGAACUGAAUUAAACUGUUGUUUACUUACAAUUCACGAAUUGAAACAGAAAUCGGCGCGGGGUUCGCGAACUUCCGGUCUCAAAUUUAACAAAACCCGUAAGUCCUGAAUUUAUGUAUUUCUUUCCAGCAGAUAAAGGAUGAAUUUUUAAGCCUGUGUAGCGAGACAUUUUAGGGUCUUUUAGUUAUUUAUAGCAUUGCGAAUGAAGUGACUGCAUUUGUAUUAAAGGUGUCGCUUGAUAUUGUUUUUGUCGGUAUGCAAAGUUAUUACGGUCCGACAAAACUAAAGCAAUCCGUGCACGCUGUAGCCUGUGUACAGACGCCCCUCCCCUCCCCUCAGAAAAAAAAAAUCUGGGGGAGGGGGCGUCUGUACACAGGCUAUGCACGCUGUGUUUUUUCUCUUCGUAUUUCUUUUCUGUCAUUAACUUAAAGAAUAAUAGAAUUAAUGACAAUUCCAUUCAACCUCCCCGUUUGAGAGGCAGAUAUAUAUGCGUAACAACGUACGUUUCGAAUCAAAGGUUAAAGUAUCGCUUUAGUCGCUGCGUAUGUAAAUUAACCUGAACUCACUGGAGACAAAAAAAACUUGCGAUAUCUCGGUUAAAUUCUUGUAAAUAAAUACUGGCAUAAGAGCCAGCCCGUGAAUAAGAAAUGCUAACGUACGCAAUAUUGCGGUAAGCUUAUGUUUUCACAAUGACAUGGUCAACAGUUUUUUUUAAAAUUAUUUACAGAAAAAUCAAAAUACGGUAGAUCACUUUCAUAAUGUUCAGUCUGAAUUCUUGAACACAAAAGUGCUUGUUUUUACGCUCCGAAGGCUUUCCGAGGAAACACGAAUGCAAAAGUAUAUGGUAAUUUUGCUAAUUUUAAUCCACGGACUUUUGUCAACACUUCAUGCAAAAACAACAAUGCGUUGCAAAACAGUGUAUUUUACCAGACAGCGUUUUGCACAUGCCAUUAUUGAUGCAGAAACAUUCGGGGCCUCUUCGUGAGUAUUUCGCGCAUUUUCGGUAUCAGCCGUCGCACUUCGUGCAUACUUUUCAUAAAUGCAUACUGAAGAGCGGAACCUUUCCCCACGACCUGAAAGAGACAGGCGCCUGCCUUCAAAUGUUUUUUGGGCUUGUCACGCACUCCUUUUUCCGACGGCGUGAUGGGCGAAAAACGAACGUUUAUUUUUUAAUUUUUUUCCUUUAAGUUAAUGUUUUGAAAUAUCAUUCGAACUAAAGAGAGUAUAUUCCAACAACAAAGGAAACUCAAAUGAAAACAACAACACCAAACGGGAUUUCUAUGUCCUGUCGCUCUUAGGUCCUUACAUUUCUUUACAUUAUCUCCUCGUCAAUCAAUUUCUGAUAUUCAUCGGGAGAUAUGUUGAUAUUCUCGUCUAGUGCGACAGCCAUCGGAGGAACAGUCAAAUUGCUUUGUCUUGGUUGCGUGCUUAUGCAAUCUUUUUGGGGGCAAAAUCGAAAAUUACGUAGUACCGCGAAGCGAUUUCCAUCCGCGGUUGCAUUUGGUGUGACAUACAGCCCCUCGACUGUAAUGCAAAUGUCUCCAUCUGAGAAAUGAGUCUCGCAGCCUGGUUUAGCACACCUUGGUUUUGGGCCAGGUUGUGAUUUAAACCGCUGUACUUGCCAAACUUGCUUCCUUUUUGCAGCGUGGUGUGCGUUAAAAAUGGCUACAUUUGUUGGUUUAGUCACUACGGGAGAUUUCAAAUCCAGCUUACUAAAUAAGUCGUCCAAUUCAUUUUUUGUCAAUGCUUUCUGAUAGAGACGAUAGUCUUCAUCUUGAACUUUAAAGAAGUUCAAAAGCACGAAAAGAACAUGUUUACAAAUAUUAGCACUAUUCGCAUACGGACAAUUACAUGUUGGAUGCUCAGAAAUCUUGACCUCAUAUGUGUUUAGUCCCGAUCUGAUUACGAAUUGCCUCUCGUUUCUUCCAAGCUCGUUAGAGUCAACAAGCAAGAAUGUUUCCUUCUUGGCGAGCUCCAAGGAGCGCUGGAACGCCUUACUGGCACUUUUUCGGAAACGGCCGUCACGUCUAUCCUCACGUGUCCCAGCUUUGGGGGCUGAAUGAUGCGAAUCGUCCUCAGAAGACGAAGAUGCUAAGUUACUUCCAUCGCUAAAAACACUGACUUGACGUUUUCGUUUUCGUGUCGCUCUAUGGGAGCAGUUAGCAUCUACAGAUGAAGCUCUAGAAGACUCUGCUUGUACAUAUAAGGAAUUGUCGACAACACCUGCUGAAAUUUCUUCUCCAAAGGCUUUCGCUCUUGUCAUUUGCUGGAAAUAGUUGUGGCUUUGAGUCUGUCACUUUGGCUCCGAUGUUUUCCUCCUUUAUAAGUUCCAUAACCGUAUGAUUGAAGUUUCUUUGAGAGCAUGAUUGCUUCUGCCACAUCCUCCUCUGCAGCCAUGGCAAGGGUUAGCCUGUAAGAUCCUUUUUUGGCCCACUGCGAGUGACCAACUUCAGCCAAAUUGACGUUUGGGGUAAGUGGUGCACCACAUUUGAACGCCUUAAAUAUAUGGGUCCUUCUUUUAUGCCACCAUUUGAACCAGCUAAUGAUAUGACCUCGCUUUGCAGGCUUUUCAUCUGAAAAUGCUACGAGUUCUUUCCUGGCUUGAUCGUAACGAUAAGGCGUUGGUGCUUCAAAAAUGUUCCUAGCGAGAGUCUUGAACGUAUGCUUUGACUUAUCACUCCAGUUCGUAUGUAUCUGCCUGUUGCAACACUGAAAAAAGUGAAAUUCACAAGACACACACUGUUCUAAGGAUUUACUGCCAAAUACUUUUUCGAUGGCAUCCCAGUUUCCUCCUGCUUCAUCGAACAUCCAUCCCGCUGGAUUAAAGAUAUAUUCAUCGUCCCCUGUAAAAUCUCGUAGAACCUCAAAAAAAAAAACAACGUCAAAUGAAUUACAAUUAAUAAUAUUGCAGUGCACAUCCAUCGCUGAUUAUACUUGUGGAUUCAAAGGCCCAGUAUCACCCAUUCGGCUUUGCGGUCCUUUGAUUUUGUUUUCAAAUGACGAGCUCGCUCGUGAUUGGCUCUUUCGGGAAUUUUCGCCUGCGUUAAAGUCAAUCGCAGAGGCAUUGGGCGCGCAAUGCAUUUUGGGUGAUACAGGGCCUUUAACCCAAAAAUGACGUAUUCAAUAUCUUUGAAUAAGUUGUCAAAUUAAAUGAUGUGUUUCUUUUAUAUGUCUGAACGAUGUAAAACAUAAUAAAAUUAUUAAUAAUGCGUCCAGAUAAAUGCAAAAUGCGUAAAAUAGGCAAACUUAACGUAACAUUGCUAUUGAAUUUCCUUUUGUACCCUGCGAGCAGUGGACUCUUGUCGUCCGGCGUAGCUCGGCGUAGAAGAAUCCAGGGUACUCCGAUCCUUUUGUGGACCAUUUCGUGAGCGCAACGAGCGUCAUCUUUGAAACUGUUUUAAACUUUUCCCGCCAAUUUUAUGCGCGCGGUUUACCACUCAAUCUUUUUUUUUUUACUUUUUCCUGUUAAUUGCCUGCACAGGCGAUUUGUAUACGUAAGGCCUCCAAUCACCUGUGUAAACCACCGAUUUGCUUGCGAUUUUAAUGGGAUGAAAGCAGAGUGCAUGCAUGUUGUAUGCAGAACACAGGCAAUUUGAACCUGAAAACUUUGCAGGCGAUUAAAAUUGCCGCAAAGUUCUUCAGAAUCACUAAGAGUAAAACAAAAUGGGGAUUAAGACCAUAAUACUGUACAGGUAGUCGAGCACGGAAUUUUACCAGAGCAGUUGAAAGCAUUCUUCCAUCAAGCCUUUAAAACUCCAUAAAAUUACAUAGAUUUCCAGUGGCGGAUCUAGGGGAGCCCCCCACGCCCCCGAGGACGUCUGCGUCAGCCACUGAUUUGUAACAGAACAACAAAUCACAAGUAGAAAUUAAUGGAACACUGGGACACUGCCUAGCUAACAAAAACAAGAUCAAAGUUACCUCAUUAAGAUUGUUCCAAAACGUCUGUAUUACGAGACUGGACUCGGCCUCACACUCCAUUGUAGCUAAGUUAACAAGCUCAUUUAAAGUUGGAUGCCACACCCAAAGGGUCAGUGUUUUGAAGCCUUGGCAUCGACUGUGCACGGCAUCAAGGAAACAGAACUCUUUGGAUAGAGGAUGCUCACUUUGAUCUUUGUCCAUUUGAACACAUAUUUCAGCUUUUUCUCUGCUCGUUUUAAAGACAAGGCUUUGUUGGCCAUUAUUGAAGUGACGAUUAUUAAUUUUCCAGACUAAGUACUGAUCUUUCUCGUCUGUUUUCUUCUUUAUUUCUGCAACAGCAUCAAAGUUGUGCCCAUGGGGAUGCAUGCUAUUUGCUACUUUAGACUUUAUGUUCUGCACCUUUUUCUUGUCUAGCAUUGCUUCGGCAACAUCCUCCACUUCCGACCACGGUCUGCCUUCUCUGAUCAUGUUUGUUAGCUUGGCAGUUGGAACUGCAGAGGGCUUAACCAUUGAAUGUGUUUUGAAAAACUGUUCAAUGUCACUGUCUGCGUGUAGCUUGGGCUUAGGAAUAGCUGUGCAAGUGUGAUUCCCAAUAUGGUAAAUGGUUGCAAUGUUAGAACCUUCUGGAUAUUCACUGACCUUCCUAGCUGAGCAAGAAAUGUAUUCACCUUUGAAGUUGCAAGAUCUGCAAAGUUCGUUUCCUCCAGAUCUAACGAACUGGACACUGUUUGCUCUUCCAAAUUGUUUUUGUAGGGACAGUUCUUGUUCGUGCAAAGGUAAGAACCCCUACAAGAUUGAACAUUUCUCUUUCCACGGAACCCCUUUCGACUUGAGGUGACCCACGGUUUCCAGGGACGACCAUCGUGUAUGUUACGCCCAUCUUUGUGAAACCGAACUUGGAAAACCUUCGAACCAUCUAUAUCAUAGGGUAACUCGUUAACCACUUCAACAUCAACUCCAAACCAUAAAGAUGGAUCCAGCUUGAGUCUCUUUCUGUAGUGAUCAAACGACAAGAAAUUAAAAAUACAGCGAUACUACAAACUAAACUUUAGCUAGGUACUUUUCAUUAGAUACGUGAUUUUAACAUUAGUAUGAUGAAGACGAUUUUUGUCGAUAUUCAGUAUUUGUAUUUUUCGAUCAUGCAAAGUACUUAAAAAAUGUUAAAAAUAAAUUCUGAACAAGACUAUAACACUUGUUAUUAUUGCCUUUAUAUCUGAUAUUAAGGUUGGAAAGGUUACCUUUUUUUUGUGCUCAGAGUGAGGUGGCAGUGAAGUUUCGUUCAAACGCUUAGGGACGUUAUCGUUGACGGAAUCAUCAUCCUCUGAGCUACUCUCUUUCGAUGUUCGUUCCCUCGUAAUAAGUCUAAGGCACAAAAAUAGAUAUGUUUAUUUUAAAGUUAUCUGAUAACUGCAACAUUUUCCUAAGAUGGUGAAAUCGUUUUCAACACUAAUGAAAGGUUUGUGCAGUCCAAUUACGCAGACAUGGUAAAUAAAAAAUCAUUUUAGCGGGUAUUAAUGUCUAUGGAGUUCCCAUGUUCCAACUACUUUGAAAAACCAACUCGCGAAUACUGCGGGAAGAGAACGCGUCUGCGUUUCUCUGCGAUUAAUUGUGCUUUGGCUACAUGUUUUGGCAGUGUAUGCACCUAAAACUGACUGAUUUCCCAAGUUGUCGAUGAUUUCCGAAAAUGAUUCGAAGAUGUUUCGACUACUGACCAACACCUCAUAUUAGAAAUACUGCAGGUUCCUAUAUGUAUGUUCAGUUAUAACAUGCGUUCAGGCGCUCUUUUUUCGAAGCAAACGUCAGCCGAGCGCGGGAAUCACACGCCCUCAGCCGACUUUGGCUUCAAGACCACCUCAUCGUAGGUUUAUAUAUUGCCCUCGGUGGAAAAUUACGUGAUUAGCAUUUUAAAAAACGCAUGUAACUUAACCGUUUUCGCACAAAAGUCGAAUCUGAAAGAUCAGACGAACUUUCGUCAAGGUUAAUAGCGGAGAUACGAGUUCCAGGUAGUUUCCUGUCAGAAGGCAAAGAAAAGAAGAAAAAAAAAUAUGAUUAUGAUUUAUUAGGUACUGAAUUCAAUUAAUUUCUCAAACCAAGAGCCAAAAACUAUAAAGGGGACUAUAUACAUAAUAGAAGACGGACUGAUCAACUGUAGAUUUGACUUGGCAGUUGAUCAGUCCGUCUUCUAUUAUAAACAGCUCUAGUUUUACUAUUGAGCACUCUGAAAGCAGUUCUGCAGAUCAACUUAUUUUAAUUUAUAUAUAUUUUAUAUUUAUAUAUAUAUACUUUAAGAGAUGUGAUUAACAAAUCUAACUCACUCUGUAAGUGAAAAGACUGAUUUAGAAAGCAAUUCGUCACUGUCACUGUCUAUAUCCGCUUUAACUUUGCCUUCACUAAAAUUAAAAAGAAAAACAAUAAUGUUAUCCGCAAAUAAGGUUUCCAUAUACCUUCAGGAGUGUCUCAUUAUAUCUGAAUUGUAUGCCGUUAUGCCUUAGUUGAUGGAAAAAGGAUUUUACCUUUUUACUGGAGAAUCCUUUGUUAAGUCUAUGGUCGAUACGCUAGUUGUAGUAUUUUCCUUUUUACUGGAGCAGCCAUCAUUCUGCCGAGAAAGAGAGCGUCGUGUAAAUCAAGAGAUUUUGGUGUGUGCAAUAUCCUAUCAAAUUGCGAUAUUUUAUUUAGUAUUUUAUUUAAACUUACUGUUAAUUCCAGCAAUGAUACGAAACAUUAUGGGCCGAGUGCAGAGAAAAAUAUUGCGAAGCGGCAACUUACCUUUUCAAAUCUGUAAGGAAAGCAACCUAAGGGCAGGACAGGUAUGCCGGGAGAAUAACUCUCUUCUUCCCAUGACUCGAAAUUGGAUGGGCCUUUUUAUCUUACGUCGAUUUUUCUAAGAAAAAAGGCAUUCAAAACAUUAACAUCUAGCAUUAACUACAUGAAAAUUAUAUAAAAACGUAUAUCAGAAUAAACUAAACAUCUUGACGUAGCCCUUUUGAAUACAUAGGUAGGUACUAACCGUUGCACAGAAUCGUUCAGAAGAAGUAUCAUCGUUACAACUCGAGGUCUCAGAACAAGAUUCAUCACCAUCGCUCACCACAAUCAGCUCAUCCUAUUCAACAAAUAAAAUUACAUCACUCAGGGUGGCUAUAGAGCGGUAAAUUAGAUUUCAUAAGGGAGUAGCGAUGCAAAACUAUUUUUGUCGAAAACAUAGCGAUUUUAUAGAAUGCACAAGCUCAGAACAUUCAUCAACUACGAAACCAAAUUCAUAUUGUAAAUCGUUGGCAUUUCCUAACAACGAUCGAAUACUCUUUAGCCUGUCAGUGGGGCGAGCGAAAAAGUCGGGGCCAGCAAAUAUAAAACGUGCGGGGAUGCGAGAAGAAAAGUGACCUGUUACCCAGUCCCGCGCGUGUUAUCUUCACUUGUCCGCACUCAAUGGUCAAAUGGUCAAUAUGGUAUUUUUUUCAACGUUGCCAUUAUUUUUUUUCUUGAGGGAGCGUAUGUUAAUUGACAUGUUAAGAUUAUAUGAUACCUUGUUUUUACGUUCGUUUUGGUAUGCUGCAACGGAUAGCUCGAUUUUGAUUUGACUGGCUCCUUUUGUGAAGCUUCCUGGACAUGUGGCUGCUUAUCGACCAAGUUUCUUUUUAACACUUCAGCAUAAUGACACACUCCCCUGCAUAAAGAUAACAAUAAUUCACGUAUGUGAGCCCUGACUUGUUAGAAAAUGCAUUACAUUAUUACAUGUGAAGGACUUAUUACCUUUUCCUUGGGUCGAAGGGCAAUAUAGUGGUUCCCAGUGUGUCCAAAGAAAAGAGUAUUUCCUGCGGUGCCUUCUUUUGGCUCGAUGGUUUUUACGAAGUUCUCAUCCUGCGGGGCGUAAGAUUUAAAAUUAAUACUGAAAUAUACCUGACGGCGAAGCGUCAUCAUAUUUUUAAAACCGCCAAUAGAGAUCCGAAGAGAGGAAAUUGGAAUGACUUCAAAAUUAACUAAAAAAAUUAUAAUGUUACUCUAGAAAUAGUAACACACCUUUCGGAUAAGCGUUUGUUUUAGUUCGUACUACAGUGCUAUUAAUAACAAUUUGCGUACCAAUUAACCAUUUGCUCUGAACCGUAUGCGGCCAGGGUGCAUUCCCGUGUGCACGCCACCCCGAAGAUACGCCAAAUUUUGUCUACGCCAAAGUCCUCUAUAAUUCUUACCUAAAAUAAGUCAUCUGGGGCCAGUUGUUCCUUUGAGCUGGCAAACUUUGCCAGCUCAAAGGUGCCGCUGUACGCCAGUACGCGGCGCAAGUUUGAAAUCCACGCCGAAGAUCUUCGGCGUAACCUACGUAGAAUCUGGUAUUAAAUCGGGCAUCCUGUAUUUAUUGGCGAAUUCAGUGCGGAACGGAGGUUUAGGCUUGAAAACUACUGGCUAUAGAUACGACCACUUCUGCCAAUUUCCAAGGUUGCCGUUUACCACAGCUUCGACUUUAUUAUUUAGGCAUACAUUACUUAGGUAAAGUAGAAAAUUCAAGUAGUUUACCCCAUGUACUGUUAUAAUAACAAGCUUGUAAUGCAAGGCAUCUGCCAAGGCUUGGAUGACAAGCGAAUUCGCAUAGUUGUUUCGAAGUAUUUCUAAAGCCUCUGACCAUGUUCCUGGCACUUCCCUUCCACCCAUAUCUGUUUGACACAGAAAGGCCAGUCGAUCAUCUCCGUUAUCCUGUGUAAUGAAAGAAGUAGCAGGCCUCCAUUUUCUGUACUAUUUUUUUUAUUAUUAUUUCACAAUGUAAAAACUUUAGAGAUACCGUAUUUACUCGAAUAAGCGACGCCCCCAAAUAAGCGCUGCCCUCGGGCGCCGUACUUGAGAAGCACCGCGGCGCUUAUUCUAAUAAAUAUGGUAUGUCCCUGCAAUAUUUCCAGUUUAUAUUAUUCUUGCUUUCAAAAGAGCGGUACAACAGCCAAGUUAUCUUAAACCCUAAAAGUCAGGCCCGUUCCUCGCGUUAUUAAAUUCCCUUUCUUUAAAAAAAAAAAAAAACAUUUUCCCUCUAACUCGCGUUAUUAAAUUUAAAUCACGUUUAUAAUUGUCUACAAUAAGGUAUAACAAUUGCCUGAAUGCUGCGUUUGAAAGUGAUUUUUCCGGCGCACUGGGAAGAGGGUGUAUUAAGAAAAGGAUAGACUUUUUUUGUGAGCCCGCCGAUAUUUUAGCAUACUGGAAAUCCAGUGUCAAAUAAAUAUUGAAUUAAAAACAUUCAGGAACCGGAUACAUUUUACUAAAAAUAUAAAGGUAUUAACUUGUCACGUCCAGAUUUUAAUUUCCAAAGCUGGAAAGUUUCCUUCAGGUAUAGUUAAAAACGAUAUGUAAUGUUAUUACAGCAAUUAUGUUCUGUUUUCUCUGGAGCUGUCAGACAAAAGAAUAACAAUCUUAUCUUUCGUAGUCGAAGAGACAGAAUGCGAUGACACUUGUUUUCCGGACAAAAUCAACAUUCCAUUGCUUUCUAUUCAGCUAGAUGUAAAAAUCCGAGUUUCAUGAAUAAGGUUCCUCCUUUUUUCGAAAAAGUGUUUAGAAAUUGUAAGAAUGUUGAGUAUUUUUUAAAAAAUUUUACAGACACUGAGUAUUAAAUGGAGACAAGUGGUAGUGUUAAGUUGUUGAAGUAUGUGGAGGACAAAGGAUUUCAAAUAGACAUAGACUUCAACCCGCCUUGCGAUGGCACGUGCUUCUAUGAUUCAGCAGGCUAUCAGCUGGGUCUUAAUGCAACGAUUUUUUUUUUCAAUUUUGAGAUUUUUCAACCCUUGACUUGUUACCCUCGACCCUCGACGUAUUACCCUCGAAAACACCGAACAUGUACAAAAAUAAAUUCAUUGACAAACACGGCAUCAAAGCAAUCGCUUCAGACUUAUAAAAACCUAGGCAACCUUUCUUGCAUCUUCAGAAUGAAAUUGAACAAAAAUGGCCAGAAGAAAUUAACUACUUACAUCAAACUGAUGAUUAUCCAGGUACUCAAAGAUGACAGAGGUCAAUGUUGACGCACUAAAUCCAAUUUGAAACGAAGCGGCGUGAUAAAAACAUUUGCCGUCUGCUGGUGGGUCGAAUGCGACCUCAAAUCCGGCCUCUGCCACUCUAGUGGCUAGUUUUGAAGAAACACUUGACUGAGGAAAGAGGCAAACACAUGCAACAGUCAGCCUACUGUCAGAGUUCUAGUAAAUUUGAUUCACUAAGGAGCAAACAUGUUAAAAUUAACCGAUUUACUUACCAUUCUUGUCGCCAACACAGUAAGUUCGAACUAAAGUGCGCUGUUAUCUUUUUUCCUAAAUGAUUUUCCACGUGGAUAGCAAUGAGUGACAGCUGUCAUUGGAUACCCCUUCGAGUAGCGGAGCGGUGGAGCUGUAUGUUUCAUUCUCUCAGAAUAAAAAAUGAUGACUUCAACUUAAAGUCAGUCUGUGAUUGGUUGAAAAAUUCCGCGGCAAUUUAAUGGGUUCCUCCGUAGAAAACAAAAAACUUCAAAAAAUAUUCAAAGUAAGGACUAAAAUGUUGAUUACUUUGUCAAGUUUGGUAGACAAAGCAACACUGUAUUCAAUGAAGCGAUCCUUUCUAUCAAAAGUGAACGAUACGAUAAGUUCUAAAUCUCUUUUUGUUGGUUUGAACGGUUUGUUUACAUCGAGCUGAGCUAUGCGCGGGCUAAUCACGCCAUGAUAAUUUUGAAAAAAAAAAGUUUUCGCUAAAAACUUGGCAAACUUGCGUUAUUUACUCAUUUUGUUCGACGCAUGUUUCUUUGAAAAACUUCAGAAAGAUGUUCUUUCGAAUUUUUAUGUUUCAAUGAGUAAUUUAUGGCGUGAAAAGUCGGGUUUUUCGAACUUUUUUUGCAAAACAAAAACCUGAUAACGCGUAUAGCAAGAAUUUUUGUUUUGAGACGGCAAUACUGCACUAUAUUGACGGCUAGUUGGAUCUCCGUAUUGAGCCGAAAUUGAGCCAUCACGAGGAACACUGCUUCGCGUCGCGCCAGAGAGAGAGGAACCUGGGAGCGAGGUAACUCCGUUUACAAGAUGGCGGCUAGGCAAGUCGCAGGUAAAACUCCAGGGAUGUUUGCUGGUGGAAUAAUCGACGACCUCCCCGACCAAUUUAAGAAAAACGGAAUUACUCAAAAAUGGCUCACAGGCAUGGCUCGCAUGACUCGCACCGUGGCUCGCGUGGCUCGCAGAUUUGGUUGACCCAACUCGAUCGGGUAUUAAAAACUAAAAUACCACCUCAAAAAUAAUAAUUUUUAUAUAAAUAAUCCGCACAUUUUAUGUCGUGUGGAUAGUAUUAACGACAUUUUAAGUAAAAACGGUAACUACAACUUAACUCAAACUUAACUCAAACUCAACUCAAACUCAACUCAAACUCAACUCAACUCUUAACUUGGUAAAUAGUCGAUCCCUUACAAAACAAACACAAAUCAGGCAACAACUCUUGCGUGACUUUGAUCAGUUUGCAAGAAGAAUGCGUCUCAUGUACAUAUUUCGAGGGGAAAACAACGAACCCCAUCCUUACCAUGUCAAAUCUGCAUGGGAACCACCAAUACAACGAUCAGUAGCCCUUGAAAGUUACCUAGAAGAGGUUAAGAGCGACCUUGCAGAAAUAGAAAUAACAAAGCCAAAAAAUAAUCUGCCUCCGGCCGAACGUGAGGCUCUGAGAGCCCUAAAACGUGACACUGAAAUAAACCUUAAAAAGGCCGAUAAAGGAACAACAACCGUAGUCAUGAACACACAAGACAAAAUUAAAGAAGGCCAAAUUCUACUAGACAACAAAGACAACUACAGGCCUCUUGCAUCACCCAUGGUCACUGAUACAAACCAUAAAGUUAAACAACUUAUUACAGACCUCCACAACGGGGAUCACAUAGACGACAUGACUAAAAAAUGGCUUUGUCAAACACCAAAUCCGCCUCGAAUUCCAGAAUUUUACACCCUCACUAAGAUACACAAGCCGUCCCCGGUCGGCAGACCGAUAGUAUCAGGGUGUGAUGGCCCAACAGAGAAAUUAUCAUCAUUUGUCGACAAACUCCUUCAGCCGAUAGCACAACAACAAAAGUCUUAUCUUAAAGAUACUACCGACUUCGUCAAUUUCAUAGAAAAUACGAAAGUCCCAGUGGACGUCAUACUUGUUUCAAUGGACGUUACGAGCUUGUAUACAAAUAUACCGCAAGAGGAGGGAAUAGACACGGUAUGCAGAGCAUACGAAAUAUUCUAUAGAAACGAACCUCCUAUCCCUACACAACUACUAAAACGAGCGCUCAGGCUAAUUCUCCAAGAAAACUCUUUCCAGUUUAAUGGAAAAACUACCUUCAAACACAUGGUACGGCCAUGGGCACGAAAAUGGCAGUCGCCUUUUCUAAUAUAUUCAUGAACAAGGUAGAGACGGAAAUCCUUAGCCGAAGCCUUUUCAAACCGCUCGUUUGGAAACGUUACAUAGACGACAUCUUCUCGCUCUGGACUACAAACAGAGCCAGAAUAAAACAUUUCAUUGAACAAGCAAACAAUCAUCACCCUACGAUCAAAUUUACGGCUGAAAUUUCCGAUAAGGAAACAACAUUCCUGGACACCUACAUCUACAAAGGGGAAAGAUUCGAAAGAGACGCAAUCCUUGAUGUGCGUACUCAUUUCAAACCAACUGAGACAUUUCAGUAUACCCAUUUUGCUUCCUGUCACCCGCAAGGAGUUAAAAAGGCUUCAUUAAAGGGAAGCCCUCCGACUCCUCAGAACAAACUCUUCCGAACUAAUAUUCGAAGAGAAAAUUACAAAUUUCAAAGCGCAUCUGCUACAGAGGGGUUACCCAGAGGAUCUUAUUAACACAACCCUCUCAGAGGUGAACUUCAAAGACAGGAAACUAGCCCUUCAACAGAAACCAAAGACAAACCAACGAAUCUUGCCUUUUGUCACACAAUACCAACCAUCAGUGCCAAACCUAAAGCAAAUUCUCAUGAAAAACUGGCAUUUAAUAGAACAACAACCAUUACUGAGCGAAAUCUACAAAAAACCGCCCCUCGUAUCUUAUAAAAGAGGGCGGUCGCUCAAAGACAUACUCGUGAGAGCCAAACUAUAGAAAGGCUAUUUUAAACACGCGCUGGGGAGUCGUGUAGGCCUGUCAACCCCAUUUUACACUGAUUGUCCCUCAAAAAUUGGGCGCUUUAAGCUAAGUUGUAGGUUCCUGUGAUGUUUGAUACAACGCAGGCAAGUCGGCGCCUUUGAAGACACGCUAUCAGUAAACUGUUCAGCUCCAAAGAAUAAGCACAAACUCUCACGAUCAAAAGCAUUUCUUAUAUCAUCAAAGCAACAAGAAAGUAAACCUACCCUUAAAUCCAUUGCAACUUCUCCUUUAGAUUCUCUGCGUGACAGUUUUGAGCCGCGUUUGCUGUUAUUUAGUCGCUCCUGUUUUGCGAGUUACGUUAUCUUGCUGAACUGCUGCGUUUGCUUCUUUCAGUUUCUUCUGGCUCUCUAAAAUAGAAUCUAGUCUCCUGUUCGUGUUUUCCAUCAGGAAAAGUUGUCUUUCUUCAGCAGGACUGCUUGUAGCCAUGAUUGAACCAUAAAAUACGAGUCUAAAGACAACGAAAACUAAGGGCCAAGCUGACAAACAACUUUUCGAAAUGAACUGAAGACGCUGUCAAAAUGGUGAUCAAACAUACCGCGCGUGUAGCUGUGGACAUUUGAUUGGCGUUCUAUCGCUGACGUAACGCGAGUACUUUUCGCGCAUUCGCGCGCGCGUUCAUUCAAAAAGACGAUCAAGAUGAACGGAUUAGAGAAUAGGGUGUACUUAUCAGCAGCACUUAUCUGGACUUAAGCAUAAAUUCUGGAAUGGAUUUCGCGUAAUACUGAUAUUUACUAUAAUUAUUGUUAUAGUGAAACCUCUAUUAGGCGAACCCCCAAUAAAGCGGACACCCUCUAUUCAGCGGACACUAAACCGGGUCCCGAAAUUUUAAUUACGUCUUAAAUUCCCCUUUAUAACGAACCCCUAUUCAGCGGACACUUCUAUUAAGCGGACGCGGACACUAAAAUAAAUUGUAUUUGGCUAAUUUUUAUUGUUAAUAACCUCUAUUAAGCGGACAGCGGACCGAAUUAACAAUAGUAGUACUGGAUUACGUCCUUGAAAAACGUGCUGUAGUCGAUUAAUAAAAGUAAGUCAAUACAACAUUUGGCUGUCGAUAAACUGUACAUUAUACCGAGAGUCUUGCACAACGUACAGCACGGCUUCCUUAGCUUCCUUAACAACAUGGAACUUUAUCACAGUACAGAGUAACCGUUGAAAGUUAAACAUUGCGCAAUUUUUACAAACCGUGUUAAGCGGACACCCUCUAUUAAGAGGACGCUUGGGAAGGUCCCGAAGGUGUCCGCUCAAUGGAGGUUUCACUGUAUUAUUAUUAUUAUUUUUUUUUCUAUAGUUAGGUCUUUUUACCGGGAAAUUGGUACGGAAAAUUAACAGCAAUAGAUUUAUAUCUCGCCUCAUGGAUCAGAACCUUAUCUUAUUAAAAUCAGCGCAUUGACUAUUAUUAUUAAAAAAAGUUAUAGUUUUCAAAAUUGUCACGGUACUUAUUUACUUAUUUACUUAUUUAUCUUAUAUUUGUUAUUGCUUAAACAUGACAUAAAGAGUUCGGUGAUUGUACAGUGGGACUCCGAAAUAACGAAGAACAUUUCAAGUUCUAGUCCCUUGGUCCUUCAUUAUGUCUAGCGGUGUAUAUGGUGAUGUGGUUUAGACCCUAUAGUGUAGGGUGGUAGUGCAAAUAAGACUCUGCCAUAUGGCUGAAUAAUUUUGGUCUUUUGACUAGAGUUGAACUUUCAUAUUUUUAGUGUCACAGCAUAAUGAUCAAAACACUGACAACUCAUCAAAUUUAAGGAGUCAAAGGGAGGAGGAAUUCUUUCCUUUUACAUCUAAUCCAACUUUUCAAUCUUGGUAAUAAAAAAGGCUAGUGAGCCUCACACUUGCAACGCAAGGUAACUUCCUAGCAUACGCUAAAACUUCAAAAGACUCCUUUUUAAUUCAUGGAUGUAAACAAAUUGUCAUUUUUAUGAAGAGACGGUAAUUUCCCUUUUAUUCACUUCACUUAAAGUAAUUUUUAAUUUUUAAAUUUUUAUCGUGUAGUCGUAAUUUACGCAGGGCCCCUAUUGAUACCAGCCAACGGCUGAUAGGGCCACUCUGCCUAGAUAAAGUUGACUUGACUUGACUUGACUUGAAUACAGUGGAACUUCGAUAUAACGAGCCUCUGUAAACGUUUUAAUCAGCGUAUAAAGUACGGUAAGUUGAUCGGAGCAUUGAUCCAGUGUGAGUAAGGCGCAAUAAUAGCUAGCCAGAAAAUCCCUUAUUGCAAUUUCUACAUAUCUACACCUACAUGCAUCUACGAGUACUUGACAAGGGUUACCCAUUGCGCCAAAAACAACCAAAUUAAUUAAUUAAUUAAUUAAUGAGACAAACAAUAGCCUUGUUUCUAAACAAUUCAGAAAAUCAUAUAGCGAUUUUACUGGAACGAGAAGUCAAAAAGUUAUUUUUCUCGUAUUUGUCUUGUUUUAAGAUAUCUUUGUACAAGGGCAAAUAUAAUGGCAUAUUUGAAUCACAUUUGUCUCACAUUUCCACAAGACAAAUGUGAUAACAGAUUUGUCUCACAUUUGGGACAUUUGAUGGGUGGACAAAUCUGACAUCAGAUUUGUCUUAGAUUUGUCUUUAAGGCAAAUAUCAUUAAAUUCAAUUUUUCGUCCAGUGUGCAUGUACUCAUUGGUUUAUCGCUGUGGAGUUGCUGAUAUUCUAUAUCCUUUGCUAUAUGUUUUUGCGGACUUGACAGUGCACAACGUUAACAUGGUCCGGUCAUUGACCAAUGAAUAAAGAAAUCAAUAUUCAUUCUCAUUUUGCAAGGAUUUUGCACCGUCUCUUCCUUCCCUGUGUUGUUUUUGCUUUUGAUUAUUUCAUUACCAUUGUUAUUAUUAUUAUUAUUAUUAUUAUUAUUAUUAUUAUUAUUAUUAUUAUUAUUAUUAUUAUUAUUUUCACACAGAAACCUCUCCCUUACUCCAGUGGCCACCUCAUGUAUGCAGACAUGAGCCACUUACCGAACAACAAAAACGGGAAAGUUCACAGAGCAUGCGCUUCAACAGUUUACGCUGACAUCAAUCAUUCUGCUAAGAGAAAAGUGAAGACUGGAUGGAAGCCAAGGCUACCAAUAAUGUAA
Molecule: messenger RNA, 32705 nt
Organism: Porites lobata
Lineage: Eukaryota; Metazoa; Cnidaria; Anthozoa; Scleractinia; Poritidae
Source: the annotation of a GenBank genome assembly